AACAAAGCAAUGCAAAUCGAUGAGCCAACUACAGCAAGUGCACGGCCACACAAUCACCAGCGGUGUCUUACCCCUCUACACCCUCCCAAUCUUAAACAACAUCCUCUUCACCCUCACUUCUUUGCUCACUUCCCCUAACACCACAAAAACAACAACCUACGCACUCUCGCUCUUCCAUUCCAUCCCAAACCCAACCACAUUCACCUUCAACACCCUCAUCAGAAUCCACACUCUCCUCUCUCUCCCUCUCCAUGCUCUCCACCUCUUCUCCUCUCUCCGCCGCCUCUCUCUCCCCCUUGACUUCCACACCUUCCCCUUUGUCCUCAAAGCCACUGCCCAACUCCCUUCCCUUCCUCUCGCUCUCUCUCUCCACUCCCAAGCCUUCAAGUUCGGAUUUUUAACCCAUUUCUUCACGCUCAACUCCCUCAUUCACCUCUACUCCGUUCACGACCGUGUCCACGAUGCCCACAAGCUCUUUUGCGAGAGUUCCUACAAGGAUGUUGUCUCCUACAAUGCCAUGAUUAAUGGGUUUGUUAAAACUCGCCAGAUUUCGCGCGCGCGUCAACUGUUCGACGAAAUGCCCCUGCGAGAUGAGGUGUCUUGGAGCUCCAUGAUAGCGGGUUAUCGACACGUGAGACUGUGUAAUGAAGCCAUUGUGCUUUUCAAUGAGAUGAUGGGUUUAGAGGUUAAGCCGGGUAAUAUAGCGUUGGUGUCGGUUCUCUCUGCUUGUGCUCAGUUGGGGGAGUUGGAACAGGGUAGGGUCGUUCAUGAUUACAUUCAAAGAAAUGGGAUUCGAAUUGAUGCGUUUUUGGCAACUGGGUUGGUGGAUUUGUAUGCAAAGUGUGGGUGUCUUGAGACUGCAAGGGAUGUAUUUGAGUCGAGUGUUAAUAAAGAUGUGUUUACGUGGAAUGCAAUGCUUGUUGGGUUUGCAAUUCAUGGGAAAGGUUCGGUUUUGUUGCAGUAUUUCUCUAGAAUGAUUGCGGAGAGGGUUCAGCCUGAUGGGGUGAGUUUCUUGGGUGUGUUGGUGGGGUGUAGCCAUGCGGGUUUGGUUCAUGAAGCUCGAAGGGUUUUCAGCGAGAUGGAAAGUCUAUAUGGGAUUCCUCGUGAGGCCAAGCAUUAUGGGUGCAUGGCUGAUAUGUUGGCGAGGGCUGGGUUGAUUGAAGAAGCGGUGGAGAUCAUAAGAGGGAUGCCAAACGGGGGUGAUGUGUUUGCGUGGGGUGGGUUGCUUGGUGGAUGUAGGAUACAUGGGAAUGUUGAUAUUGCAAAGAAAGCAGCGCAGCAAGUGAUGGAGAUAAAGCCUGAAGAUGGUGGGGUUUAUUCUGUCAUGGCUAAUAUAUAUGCACACACCGAACAAUGGGAUGAUUUAGUGAAGAUUAGGAAGUCACUGGGGGCUAACAGAAGGGCCACGAAGAUCACUGGUCGUAGUUUGAUUAGACUGAAUAAUGUUACCUAGCUAGAUGCCGAUCAUAUUGCUAAAGGCGGCGCAAAUCAAUUUUUAACUUCUAACACCGAAGACCAUGACUGUAUAGAUCAAUCGGUUCUUCGCAUAGAUUUAAUUGUAGCUAAUUGUUCUUUUUCUACAGUUUAUUAUCAACAACUUGCAUAAAGAAAAUAUUACUUGAACAGCUGAGAAAGAACACUUUUAAGUGUCUUUUUGUAAUAGAGAUGUAGUUUUAAAAUGGGUAUAUAUAAAAAAAGUAUUUCUCUCUGCAAAAUAAUGUUUAUAUUUCCCGGCCAAUUAAGUAUAGUUGAAGAAUUAAUUUAACUAUUCAUUCCAUAUCAAAUUUCUAAGUUAGACUAUCACAAAUUUACCCAAUCCCUUGUUGAGA
Messenger RNA from Abrus precatorius (Indian licorice), 1829 nucleotides. Its product is annotated as pentatricopeptide repeat-containing protein At5g61800. Bases 20 to 1453 code for a protein of 477 amino acids. The record is from RefSeq and is a predicted model, not a curated record. Lineage: Eukaryota; Viridiplantae; Streptophyta; Magnoliopsida; Fabales; Fabaceae. The transcript has a single exon. Gene Ontology annotation, molecular function: protein binding; RNA binding. Gene Ontology annotation, biological process: RNA modification.